Lodderomyces margitis is the source of this 1074-nucleotide messenger RNA. RefSeq lists its product as uncharacterized. Bases 1 to 1074 code for a protein of 357 amino acids. NCBI's taxonomy places the organism in Eukaryota, Fungi, Ascomycota, Pichiomycetes, Serinales, Debaryomycetaceae. The transcript has a single exon. The record is from RefSeq and is a predicted model, not a curated record.
AUGAGUCAUAACCCGUCGAGUACAGCUACCACUCCAGCUAGUGAAGGGAGCACCACACCAUCAGCAGAUCAAGAUGCCAGGCUGGAUAAAAGAGUGACCUUGAAUAAUAAGAUUGAAAAUGAUAAAGAUGAAGGUGAAGAUGAAGACGAAGACGAAGAUGAAGAAGAUGAUGAAGACUACGAUCCCACAAAGAAGGAGGAGGAGGGUGCUGAACCCAGUGGUUCAGAUGGUGAUGAUGACGAUGCGAAUCUAGGUGAUGAAAACGACGGCAAAGUGCCCGAUUUCUCUAAAAUAGAAUCAAGUGUUUCCCAAGUUAAAACGCGAUCGCAGAGACUACACGACAAACAACAGAAACAGGCGAAGUUUAUUGGUAAUUUUGCAACUGAUUCCCGUGGGUUAGUUAAAGAAACAUGUUCACUUGAUAUUGACCUGAUUUUCAAUGAUUUAAAACAAAAUAAAGGGGAUAUUCUUAGAGAAGAGGAAUCAGCGCCAUCGAAACAGAAUCAACAAAAGGCUGGGCUGCAGACGAGCCCAGAAUCAGCAGAAUCAGCCGCGACUAUAGCAACGGCAACCGAGGAUCCCCCUGAAGGACAGCAAAUCCGCAUUCAAAUCAAUUAUACAUUUGCUGGUAAACUCAUUACUGAAUCCAAAUUAGUUGAUGCUAAUUCAGAAGAAGCCAAGGCUUACCUCAACUCCACCAGUUCCAUCACAUCAGCAUCUUCUGACGAUAUACCCAACAAGCGUACGCAAGUUAAAAUUGUACGAACAAACCCCAUAACCAAAGAACCAACAGAACUACGCAUCAAACUAAAACGACCUUCUUUAAUUGAUAAAUUUAUUGCCUUAAAUGGCAAUAAUAAAAAGAUGAAGUUAUCGACGUUGGAGAAGUCGCGAUUAGAUUGGGCUAGUUUUAUUGAUAAGAGAAAGAUUGGUGAUGAUUUGAAGAGACAUAAUCGUGGUGGGUAUUUGGACAAACAAGAGUUCCUUGGUCGGGUUGAUUUGAAAAAGGAUGAAAUAUAUCGAAAAGCGAAAGAUGAAGAUAGGAAAAGACAGUUUCAACUUCAAGGGAAAUGA